This is a messenger RNA of Paraphaeosphaeria sporulosa, 733 nucleotides long. RefSeq lists its product as uncharacterized. Bases 207 to 608 code for a protein of 133 amino acids. The record is from RefSeq and is a predicted model, not a curated record. NCBI's taxonomy places the organism in Eukaryota, Fungi, Ascomycota, Dothideomycetes, Pleosporales, Didymosphaeriaceae. The transcript has a single exon.
UUGGAUGAGAGUUGUUUUCGGAGGGCUUCCUACUGGUGCCGUGGUGGUCACAGGUAUCGAAGGAUCGCCCAUUGGGAACUGGCAAGCGGUGUGCAUAGUUGGUUCAGCAUUGCCCUUAUAGAUGUCAUGCUGGCCGUGUGUAUCUGCCAGAGAUAAUGCAGUGAUGUCGCCUCGCUCGAGUGUUCGCGCCACAUCGAUCCAAUACGAUGGGUCUCUUUGUCUUUGGAACGGUCUUUUGGUCUUCGCCACUGCUGAAGCUGAGAUGGCUGGGAGAGAACAUGCCAAAACCAUUUAAAAAGAUUCGCUUCUUUGAGGGCCCUUCAUCAAUUUUGUUGGAUUUUGAUGUCAUAUUGACUCGCUUAGUGAGGAGAGACUCCUGUGGAAUUAGGUGCGGGCAGGCGUUGCUGCUUGGCGAGCUGAUUGCGAUAACUUCUCAGCUGGCAUUUGAAACAUGGGCAGGUGCUAAGGAGACGUGGCUUCGCAUACGGUGUUGCCUGUCAUCAAUGUCUCUCCGAAGAUCCGGGACAUCCUUUCCGGUAGUCAUGGGUAGUGUCGAUAGUCUUCGCGAUCAAGAGUGGCUGCCGUUGACGCUACAUCUGCCAAAGUGACGUGCUGCGGUAACAAUCUGACUCACUUGAAUAACAUCCGGGGAAUUGCUGGGAUGCAUUGCGCGUAACAUCGACUUAGUAUGGACAACAAGAGAUGUGAAUGAUGGUACGGCAGAAGAAGGCUU